AUGCAUUCGGCCAAAUCGGAGGCCAAAUCAGGAAAACUGGAGGCCAAAUCGAUGACGCCAUCGUUUGAGGUCGGUGUUCUACUCCACUACCGGUGGCGAAUUGUUCCUUAUCAAACCGAUGUUGUUCUUCAAUUGGAGCAAAACAAACAAGUUUUAAUCGAUGAUGUUGUCCAUGCUGCAAAUGAAGAUUAUGCUGAAAUGGCAUAUGAUUUCACAAGACUUGGAUUCCUUGCUAGAGGAACAGAUAAAUGUUACAGAAGUUGGCAAAAACAAAACUUGUUAAAGAAACUCUUCAUACAGGUCCAGUAAAACACCACUCUCAGAUUGCUUAGCAUGCAGUCAAGGGCUUUCAUUGUUGUGCAUUAUUGUCCUUUUCCACUUCAGGUAUUUCUUCCAAUUGCUAACGGAAUGGAGCCAUUAAAGAUCGUUUGUCUUGAGUCAACCCUAGCCAGUGGUUAUGUAAGUUGAUGAAUAUGAACAUAUGUUCACUUAUGAAUAUAAGUUCAAAUAUGAACAUAUAUUUAUGUUAAUGUAAAUAUGAACUUAGUGGAAUAUGUUUUGAUUUCAUGAUUCGUUGAUAUCUUCAUAAAUGAAUUUCAUCAUCCACCUUUCUGUAUGCUUAUUUUAGAUAUGAACUUAUGUUCAGAUAUGACAUAUGUUCAUAUAUGAACACGGAUUCGUAUUAUUGUAUGAAUUUUCUCUAUCUUCCCAUGUA
Messenger RNA from Lactuca virosa, 715 nucleotides. Lineage: Eukaryota; Viridiplantae; Streptophyta; Magnoliopsida; Asterales; Asteraceae. The record is from the annotation of a GenBank genome assembly.